AUGCUUAGUGCUAGGAUACAACAAAAGUUGUGGGAAGACGCGCAAUCGGCUAAACACGCACACGACGAUGAUAUAGACCUGGAUGAUUUGCUGCCGAAAAUCGGAGAAUUUGGAAUAUACCAGAAAUGCCUACUUUGGCUCGUAUGCUUACCAGCAUGUCUGCCGUGCGGUUUUUGCGCAUUCAAUCAACUUUUCAUGACCGACACUCCUGAUCAUUGGUGUCACGUGCCGGAGUUGAGGAACUUUUCGGUGGAAGAUCGAAAAGUUAUGGCGAUUCCGAGAAAGGCAGACGAUAAUACAACUUUCGAAAGUUGCUUAAGAUAUUCCGUGAACUGGACAGAUAUUAUCGAAUCGAAUAAGUCGAUAGAAAUAAACCAAAGUUUGCCCGUAGAGCCCUGUCUAGAUGGUUAUGAAUAUGACAGAUCUGAAAUAAUCUCCUCUGUGGUUAUCGAUUUUGACUUAGUUUGCGAGUAUGAUGUUUAUCCAACUCUGGGAUUGGUAGCAUUAAACGUAGGAGGGCCUAUAGGAGUGUACUCUUUUGGUAUUCUAAAUGACCGCAUUGGAAGAAAGAAAUCGUUCUUCGCAUGUCUAUCAACGUUAUUAUUGGGAAGUCUCAUGACAGCGUAUGCGCAUGAGUACUGGUUUUGGGUAGUAGCUCGGAUUAUCGUCGGACUGACUAUUCCUGCAGUCUAUCAAAUACCGUUCAUUAUCUCUUUGGAAUUAGCUGGACCAAACUAUAGAUCAUUCGUAACAGUGAUGACAUGUAUAUUUUACACACUAGGACUGAUACUACUGUCGGGUGUGACCUAUGUGUUACGCGAUUGGAGAUCUCUCGCAUUAGCCACCUCUGUUCCCUUUUUCUUUUAUUAUCUCUAUUGGUUUGUAUUACCUGAAUCGCCACGGUGGUUACUGAUGAAAGAGAGACUAGAAGAAGCCAAUAACAUACUGAAAACUAUAGCCCGAGUGAACGGGAAGGAAUUGCCCGAAGAGUACACGAGUAAGCUCCAAAAACAAGUUCUCGAACAGAAGGAGAAAGGGGUAAAAGAGACAAAAAACGCUAGUGCUUUUGCCUUGUGCAAGACGCCGAAUAUGAGAUUGAAAACGAUCUUGAUAACUUUGAAUUGGUGCGCUUCCGAGAUGGUGUACGUGGGACUAAGUUACUACGGUCCAGCGAUAGGCAGUAGCCAAUACAUGAGUUUCUUUCUAUCGUCAGCUGUCGAAAUUCCUAGUUACAUAGUCUGCUGGAUACUAAUGGACAAAGUAGGCCGCCGUUGGCCUCUAUGCUUAUCUAUGGUUAUUAGUGGAAUUUUCUGCAUGGUCACCGUACUUUUACCAAGUGAUGCUGAAACGGAAACACUUAUACUGUAUUUAAUAUCUAAAUGUUUUAUAUCCGCAUCAUUUUUAAUAAUUUAUCCGUACGCUGGAGAACUUUACCCGACGGAGUUGAGAGGCGUUGGAAUUGGGACAUCGGCGUACAUUGGUGGACUGGGAUUAAUUGUCAUACCUUUUAUAAAUUAUUUGGGCACGAGUAAUUUAGUAUUACCGCUGGUGUUGAUGGGCGCUCUGUCAGUCGUUGGGGGGCUAACUUGUCUUCGGUUGCCGGAAACUCUUCAUACAUCCCUGCCUCAAACCGCUGAAGAUGGCGAAGAAAUCGGUAAAGAUUGGACGUAUAAAGACUGUUGGAGCUGUGGUGGGCCUAGGGUGGCAUCAGAAGGGGACUCUUAUGAAAACUUAGAUCAACUAGAAUUGACUCAAGCACCAGUUUUGGAAGAUGAGGUUUCAGAACUGAGGCCGACGCGACGCAGUUCUAUGAAGAAGCUAGUUCGUCAGGCCAGUACGCUUGAAACUCAACGAGAUCAUGAUGGUAGUCUAAAAAUGACUUAUUGGUUUUAG
This is a messenger RNA of Leptosia nina, 1893 nucleotides long. Lineage: Eukaryota; Metazoa; Arthropoda; Insecta; Lepidoptera; Pieridae. The record is from the annotation of a GenBank genome assembly.